AUAAAAUAGUGGCCUCUUCGCGCUCUCCAGCUUGCCUCAACCCAACUUUCGUCUCUCUCUAUCUCAAAAUACUGCUACUCUGCUACACUCUCUGUUGGGGAAGAGAAAAUCAAAGGAAUCCGAGUUCUGGUCUUGGUUGUACUUGUACUCAAAAAACCAAAGGAACCUACAAUACUCCCAUUUCCAUUUGUGUAAUCUUCUUCUGCAUAGGAGUACAUUCUAAUUUGUCCUCUUUUUUUCACAACUUUAGCUUUCUCUUUCUGCUUCUCACAACUACUUUUUCCUUGUCAAUAUACCCAUAUUUUCACCUCCUUUUUUUCCCCUGUGCCUCAACCCUUGUCUCUUUAACGUUUCGCUUUCUCUUUAUUCUCAAAGAAUCUCAAUUCUCCUUUAAUUUCAAUGCAAAUCUGAAGAAAAAGGGGGAAAAAAGUCGUCUGUUUUGAGAUGCAAGAAGAGAAAACAAUGUUUUCUACAAGCAGGGUUAAGUACAUCACCAGCAGGAGGCGGGAAAAUCCAAUUUCCGCCGGAAAAACGAGGACGGUGCGCUUCUCCGUCGCCGACCCCGACGCCACCGACUCCUCCAGCGACGAAGAGGGGGGGUUUAAUGUGAAGCGCCGAAGAGUCAGAAAAUUCAUCAACGAGGUCAGAAUUCAGCCCUGCUCCAGAGACAGUGUUGCCGCCGCCGUCAAGAAGAGCGGCGGCGGGAAGAAGUUCCGAGGCGUGCGGCAGCGGCCGUGGGGGAAAUGGGCGGCGGAGAUUCGCGACCCUCGGCGGCGCGUGAGGCUGUGGCUCGGCACCUACGACACGGCGGAAGAAGCCGCUAUGGUGUACGACCACGCGGCUGUGCAGCUGCGUGGCCCCGACGCGCUAACUAACUUCUCCGCUCCGCCCAAGUCGCCCAAGUCUGUGCUACGGUUCGUUUCCUUGGCUGACUCCCAAGCGGAACCCGAGCCUGAAACCGAACCCGAACCGGAGGAGUCGUCUUGUGCUUUCCCCCGAAACGACGCCGUCGGGAAACAUGCCGAGAACUUGUCGGAUUUCGCGAUAUUCCCCCCGAGCGACGAUAUAUUUGCGGAGUUUAACUUGUUUGAUCAAACCGGUUUCUCAGGCGACAUUUUGGGUGUGGAUUUCAGCAGCAGCGAUUUGGUUAUCGGGUCAAGUACAGAUUUCGGGCUCGGGUCAUUCAGCUGGCAACCCGACAACUUUUUUCAUGACUUUGGAGAUAUAUUCGGGUCGGAUCCUCUCGUUGCACUUUGAGUAUUUUCUUUGUUGAUUUCUAGGCAGUUUUGGGAUGAUUAAUUAGUGUGUUUUAUUUUAUUUAUUUGUGAGGAAAUGGACAUGUUGUGACCUAAUUUAAUUUAUUGUGAAUUUUCAUGCUA
Salvia hispanica is the source of this 1379-nucleotide messenger RNA. Its product is annotated as ethylene-responsive transcription factor CRF2-like. NCBI's taxonomy places the organism in Eukaryota, Viridiplantae, Streptophyta, Magnoliopsida, Lamiales, Lamiaceae. Gene Ontology annotation, biological process: regulation of DNA-templated transcription. The record is from RefSeq and is a predicted model, not a curated record. Gene Ontology annotation, molecular function: DNA-binding transcription factor activity; DNA binding.